UCCGCUUUGCUCUGCGUUUACGUGAUGAUUUGAGUUGUGCUGUCUGCUUUAAGCAUAGGCCUCACAGCUAUUGUGUGCAUUUCUGCUUCGACACAACAACGGUGUGCUGCUUUGUUGUAGCUAUAUUUGAGUGAUUUAAUUAAGAUUAUUAGAGUGAUUUAAAAAAAUGCGUUUAAACCACGUUGUUGUUGAUAUUCAUAUUUUUCAACUUUUUGCAGUUUUUAGGAAAAAUGAUUUCGUAACACUUUGAAUAAAUGUGAUCUUGAUCUUUAUUUUUAGUUGUUGAAUAUAUAUUUUUCAGUAUACGUAUUUUAUAUGAUAUAUAUUCAUUAUGACAUAUAAUUAUGUCUUUCACACAUUGCACAAGCUGAACUAACGUUCUCAAAUGUCUGAUUUUAAGAGACUUGUUGGCCUAGACAUACAUUCAUGAGGGUCUUUGAGGGGUCCUGUCUAGAUUUCCAUUUAUCGUUUACCUGUUUUCUACAUGUUAGUUGCAUCCUAUGGAUUUGAUUUGGGGACAAAAUUAUAAUUAGUAAAAUAUUUUUUCUAAGAAAUAAUAAUAAAAAGAUAUGAAUGAAUUAAGAAUAAAUAAUGCUAAACUGUUUUCUUUCCCUUUUUUUUUUAUAAAGAUUUUCUUUAUAAUAUCAGGACAGCUGUAAUUAUACUUUUCCCACCCAAAAAACAAAACACAAUUUGUAUGCAUUUUUGAGAAAUCAAUAAAAAGAAAAAAAGAAAAAAAACGAAUCAUGGCAAUGACCCUUCACCAACACUGAGCAAAUAGACUUGGCCUUAUUUUUGCCAAAUAGUCUUGACCCACAUCCACUAUGGAGAGAGACAAUUGUUGCACGUGCAGCUUGACAGAUGUGCAUUUUAUCAUGUGCAGAUUCAGUAUUUCUUUCAAAAACCAACUCACAUAUGGUCUGUGGUCAGAGAUGAGUGUUUAUACUUCAGAUCUGUUGUUUCUAUCCAGUGGGUAGAGAUUCUGCUUGGUCAUUGCUAGCUGGCUGAUUCAGUGGAAAUUUCUACACUGAUGUGUUUGCUUUACGUCUGUUGAGUCCAAGGCUGGCUCUGAAAUGAUGAUGGGGAACACAUGAUCAAUAUGACCUGUCUGUAAAACACUGUUUUUGGGAUAAGCUUAGGUACAUUGACACUCAUUGUCUUCUUGUGGAUCUAAAAUACUCACAGGGACUGCUGUAUUGUUACUACACGAUCAACCUAAUAGGACUUCAUUGAGCGCAUUCAUGCGUCGAGAUGUUUGUGUAGAAUUGGUUGUAGUUUGGACGCGUCUGUGAGGUUUGGUUUUGCUGGUUAAUGGCUCAGCUGGUCUCCAUGGGCACUUUUCCAUUCCAGUGAACUGGCGUUUGGCUCCCGCUCGUUGUCAUGAGGCUCAAGUCAUGCGUAUGUGUGCCCAUGUGAGUGUCUGGGUUUACACGGAAUAAAUAUAGUAGCUUCAGCUUAUCGCUCUCUGUCUCGCACCCUAAUACAUGGUUAGGUACACAAUGCAGUCGCACUCAGACGCAUGGGACAUGCAUAAUCUUGUUUACUGUGAAUGGCUGGCUUUGAUUUAUUUUAUUACAAAUAAUAAAAAUGCAUUAAAUGAAAUUAAAAGUAUUUUAAAAGUAGAUUUUCUUGAGACAUAGUUGCAUUUAAGGUAUAAAGACAAAUCAAAAUUUGAAUAAACAUUUACAUAUUAAUAUUAUAUUUAAGCAUGAUGCUUAUGUAAAAAAAAAGUUACCUUUAAACAUGUUUAUAUAUUUAAAUUUAUACAUUUAUAUAUUAACCGGAAGUGGAAGACAAGACCAAAUUUUUUAUUUAGUUUUCUUUUGCAGUGUUUUGAGUAAUAUAGAGUCAAUAUACUAUAAUCCUUCUGUAGCCAAUAUGUCAAAACAUAUCUUAUGCAAUCAUAUUAUCAAGGUCAUUCAUCUCCUUUUAAGGAAAUUUAGAUGCACUUUAAAAAUGUUUACAAAAACAGAUGAAGAAUAUUAAAGGUAUUUAAUACCUUGUGUUACGUUAUGCUGUUUUAAUUAUCAAGCAAAUGUAUCUUGUUUCACUACUAUUUAGAUGCACUUUUUCUUCUCAAGUUAUUUUUAAGCAUGCUUAUGUAAAUAAUGUAUAUUAAAAACAGGUCAAAAAAACAGAUUCAGACAAUGUUUUUUUUGCAGUUUAGUAACUAAUGUGCGGUGGUUAUGGCUGCCCAUAUGUUUCUCCAGUGGGGACACUUGUUGCUGCACUUGACUGUGCACGCUGAGUCACAAGCAGAAUCUGGUGCGAGUCAGACAUGAUUGUCUUUCACUUUUGAGAGAGCGAACAGCUAUGUGCAUUGACCGAAGGAUCACACUGUGCUCAGGUUACAGCUGCAACAGCUGGAGACAACCAGAUGUGAACAGCCGGGUAAGAUUUUUGCUCUUCAGGUGAAUCUACAGAGCCGAGAGAUCAGGUAUAACUUAAAGCUGGAUGGCUUCCUCUCGCAGACGGAGCUGCAAACUGAGAUUCUCUGCCAAGAGCUGAUUAAUGAUGGGAUUCUGCGGGAACGGAUUGUCUGCUAUCAGUAGUCAAUACUGAUGAAUGAUUCAAAGCUUGCCGUGGUCCAGCGCCAUGGUAGACAUGCCGAGCCUGUACAGUCCCUCGACCCCGCUGAGCGAUCAGAUUCUGGACAGCCCUCUGUGUGGGGAGCUCAUUGGUGACAUGGAGGUGCUGGAAGACAUAUCUCAGUCUCUCAGCGAUGAUACCUUCAACUCCUUUCACGUACUGGACUACCAGAGCAGCAACACUGCAGCAGACAGCUCAGCUGUCAUAGUGGGAUGUGUUUGUCUUGUAGAUGUCUUAACACUGGCAUCGAGUCCGUUCUCAGAAGUGUUUGCGUCCAGCACGGUUCAGGACGAGAACUCCUCUGGUUCUCUGGCCCUCGAGUGCCGCGUCUGCGCCGACCGGGCCUCAGGUUUCCACUAUGGAGUGCACGCGUGCGAAGGGUGCAAGGGGUUCUUCAGGAGAACCAUUCGACUCAAACUGGAGUACGACAAGUGCGAACGCAACUGCAAGAUCCAGAAAAAGAACCGAAAUAAAUGCCAAUACUGCCGUUUCCGCAAGUGUCUUGCAGUGGGCAUGUCCCACAACGCUAUCCGUUUUGGGCGGAUACCCCAAUCUGAAAAGCAGAGGCUGAAAGCAGAACAGGACGUCAGUGUAAAAGAUGAGCACGAGUCCCAGCAGCCGGACACAAAGAGUCUGGCCAAGCAGAUGCAUGAAGCCUACCUCAACCAUUUCCACAUGAACAAAGCCAAAGCACGUGUGUUUCUCACGGGCAAGACCAGCACUCCGCCCUUCGUCAUCCACGACAUGGACACUCUCCAGCACGCCGAGCAGAAACUACUCACCCAGCUGCUGGGCAACGUGGCAUCCGGAGACGUCUCUACUCUGCGGGAGAGGGAAGUGGAGGCCCGGCUCUUCCUGUUCUGUCAGUACGCCUCGGUGGCGACGGUCACAGAGCUGACGGAGUUCGCCAAGGCCGUGCCUGGCUUCGCCGCCCUUGACCUCAACGACCAGGUGACUCUGCUGAAGUACGGCGUGUACGAGGCGCUCUUCGCGCUGCUGGCCUCCUGCAUGAACAAAGACGGGCUGCUGGUGGCUCGCGGCGGAGGCUUCAUCACUCGAGAAUUUCUAAAGAGCCUGCGUAAGCCCUUCAGCGACAUGAUGGAGCCGAAAUUUCAGUUCGCCAUGAGGUUCAACGCCCUAGAGCUGGACGACAGCGACCUGGCACUGUUCGUGGCUGCCAUCAUCUGCUGCGGAGAUCGUCCGGGGCUGAGCGACGUGUCGCAGAUCGAGCGCAUCCAGGAGAGCAUCAUCCAUGCCCUAAGGCUCCACCUGUUGUCCAACCACCCAGACAACUCCUUACUCUUUCCCAAACUGCUGCAGAAACUGGCUGACCUACGGCAGCUGGUGACGGAGCACGCGGAGCUGGUCCAGGACAUCAACAAGACAGAAGAUGCUUCACUCCACCCGCUUCUGCAGGAGAUCUACAGAGACAUGUACUGAGCUCAAAGAAACAUGACAGAUCACCCUGCACUGGGGGCGGGAGAUAAGGGGAUGCUCAGCGCAGAAACAUCUUUGGGUUGUGCGCUUACUAUUGGAUAAAGCACUGCCAGGACAUUACAGGGAAAAUCUAGCGUAAAUCUAGGCUGAAAAUAUAGCACUAACCUUUAAUAGGACACAGACCUUUAUAAGGUUAAUGCCUAUAGUCCCACAGAAAAGUGGAAUAGAUGCUUUUGUAAAUUUGCCAAAAAGUGGAUUUCAGUUAUAAGUGCAGUGAGCGAAAAACAUAUGAUGCCUUGGCUCACUGUAGACUGGCAAUAGAUCAUUAAAGUGUUAUGUCCAGCCUCACAGGCAUCUGUUAGUGUGAUGUGCUGCUGCUGCUCCCCUGCUCCAUGUCUGUAAAGCUUGAAGGGCGGGGCUUCGGAAAUACAAGGGGCGUGGUUAUCAAAACGUAACUUUCAGAGCGGUGACGUCUCUCGACACCUUUAAACUUGAGCGCAUCUUCGUCUCUGCCAAAAAAUAAACACCAGCAGUCAAGAUUUAGGAUCUGGAAAAAUAUAGAGUUGACUAUCUUGAAUAUUGGGUGAUUUUUUUUUUUAUGUAUAGAGAGAGCCAUAUAAAUCAGAUUGUUUGUUACCUCAUUUGAAAUGCUUGUACAUUGAACAUCAUUUGUAAAAAUCUUUUGUAUAAAAAUAUUGUACACUGUA
Molecule: messenger RNA, 4733 nt
Organism: Carassius gibelio (silver crucian carp)
Lineage: Eukaryota; Metazoa; Chordata; Actinopteri; Cypriniformes; Cyprinidae
Product: peroxisome proliferator-activated receptor alpha
Exons: 7
Coding region: 2566-4029 (487 amino acids)
Biological process (GO): positive regulation of transcription by RNA polymerase II; hormone-mediated signaling pathway; cell differentiation
Cellular component (GO): nucleus
Molecular function (GO): RNA polymerase II cis-regulatory region sequence-specific DNA binding; nuclear receptor activity; zinc ion binding
Source: RefSeq, a predicted model, not a curated record